CAUGUCCUGGGCUGGCUAUACGAAGGCAGGCAGCUUGGCUCCGACUAGUGGCCUGUUGUCUGUUCGCGUUGUACGCCGGGUGGAGUUUGAUUUCAGUCUGCUGGACAGAGACAAAUGAUACACCGGUGUCACGCCAGAAGGCCAACUUCCCACUGAGGAGCAGAGCGGCUCUUCACCACAGGCAGCUACCUGCUGAGUCCACCUGUUUUUUGUUUACAUCUCCCUAAUGUGACACGUGCUUUAACCACAGGGACAUCGGGAUAUUACAUACAGUUAAAAAGACUGAUGGACCUGUUUCUACUUUAAUAUUGCCCAUGAUGGCAGCGUUAAGAUGAUCCUCCACUCUGUGCAGUGAGAGGAAGAUCCAUCCCCAAGUUGUCUUUAUGGAGACCUUGUGCUGAUGCCAGAUAAGGGCCAGUUUAGGCCAAGGCGUGGAGCCCAAGAGUUCUACUCUACCCAUCUGACUUGACUUGGGACGAUCCAGAAGACCUCACUGUUCAGCUGUCUUCAAAAUGGAGCUGUUCUUUAACCCCUUCGACAGCUUGGUGUGUAUCCUACUGGGUAUCUCCUUCACUGUGUGGUUCACACUGCUGCUUGUGUUCAUCAUCGUGCCAGCCAUCUUUGGGGUAUCAUUUGGCAUCAGACGCCUCUACAUGAAAUCGUUGUUAAAGGUCUUUGAGUGGGCCACACUGAGGAUGGAGAGAGGAGCCAAAGAAAAUAAUCAUCCCUUGUAUAAACCCUACUCAAAUGCUAUCAUUGCAAAACAUCCCACUUCCUUGGAAGAAGAGAUUAAGGAGAUUCGGCGCAGUGGCAGCAACAGAGACCUGGACUCUGCGCCCGAGUUUGAAAUGUCGGACAUCUUCUAUUUUGCCCGAAGAGGAGUAGAAAGCAUCAUGGACGACGAGGUGACCAAGCGCUUCUCGGCAGAGGAGUUGGAGUCUUGGAAUCUGCUGACACGUAGCAACUACAACUUCCACUACAUCAGCCUGAGGCUGACUGUGCUGUGGGGACUGGGCCUGCUGAUCCGCUACGGCAUCCUUUUACCUCUCAGGGUAACCCUUGCCUUCACUGGCGUUGGCCUCCUGGUAUUCCUCACUUCUUUUAUCGGCUUACUGCCCAAUGGAAGGAUGAAAAGCAUCCUGAGUGAAAAGGUCCACCUUAUGUGCAACAGAAUAUGUGUCAGAGCGCUGACGGCUAUCAUAACAUACCACGACAGUGAGAAUAAACCCAAAAAUGGAGGAAUAUGUGUCGCCAACCACACGUCACCCAUUGAUGUCAUAAUUCUGGCCAGUGAUGGCUGCUAUGCAAUGGUGGGCCAAAUCCAUGGGGGCUUGAUGGGAAUCAUUCAGAGAUCCAUGGUGAAGGCCUGCCCUCACAUUUGGUUUGAGCGCUCAGAGGUCAAAGACAGACAUCUAGUGGCCAACAGGCUGAGUGACCAUGCACAAGAUAAAUCCAAACUUCCCAUUCUUAUAUUUCCUGAAGGUACGUGCAUUAACAACACAUCAGUUAUGAUGUUUAAAAAAGGCAGUUUUGAAAUUGGCGGCACAGUGUACCCGGUCGCUAUCAAGUAUGAUCCCAGAUUUGGAGAUGCCUUUUGGAAUAGCAGCAAAUUUGGAAUGGUCAAUUACCUGUUACGUAUGAUGAGCAGCUGGGCUAUUGUCUGCAGUGUAUGGUACCUUCCUCCUAUGUCUAGAGAGGAAGGGGAGGAUGCUGUACAGUUUGCCAAUCGGGUCAAAGCAGCCAUUGCCAGACAAGGAGGAUUAGUGGACCUUUUAUGGGAUGGGGGGCUGAAAAGAGGUAAGGUAAAAGAUACCUUCAAAGAAGAGCAGCAGAAGCUCUACAGUAAAAUGCUGGUGGGCACCCAAGAGGAUCGCAGUCGCUCCUGAAAGACUAGCGAGGAGGUGGAUCGGCUCAAAGCCCUCACAGGGAAGCUCUGACUGCAAAUGAAGUCAGCUGUGCAACCUCUCCAGUUGGGGUUCCUCGACUUUUCUCUGCCUCACACCGACGUAUGCUGUUUGCAGCGUUGUAUCAGGUUCAUUGGAGUUACAUGAAACAAGACUUGCCUGGAUUAGAAUGGAAAAGUAGAAGCGCUCUGAGAUAGAGCCAUGUCUUCCUUGUGGUUGAGGGAAAACUUGUAAUAUAUGUGUCAUUAAGUUUCAGAUUUUUAAGAUUAUUUUACCAUGUUUGUAUCUCAGUCAUAUUUUAAGUUAACCCUGAUUCUACCUGGGUAUAUAACAGAGUUAUAGAUGAUGUUUUGAGAGUUUGCAUGACUGGCUUGUGUUUGACAUAAUGCCAGACUUUGUUACAUUUUAAACUAUUUUUAUGAGAUUUUUUUCCAAGAGAAAGAAUCCUGUAUUCUCAGCUUUGUCUUACAUGAAGAACCUGUUAUUACAACAGCAGUAGUUGGCUCUUGUUGCUGGUUCUUUUUCCAUGGAAUGUGUUGAAUGCUCACAUUGUAAAGUGGAAAUAUUGCACCUGUUCCAUCUAAAGUCAGUGAAAGAGAGUCAAGUGAAAGAACAUACUUGGGAUGUUUGCAUCUCAAUCAUCAAUGCCCAUGGCGAGCAGGUAAUCGAGCAGGUUGAAGCAAUUACAACGGGUCUCUAAACAACCCACUUGGAAUGGGAAGCAGCUAUUAGUUACACCCUGUAACAGACUCCUUGAGCCACCUAUUGGUUUAAUUUAUUUUAACUCAACUCUGGAGGGCUUUCUUAUUUUCUUUGCUUUGGUGAUACUUGGCCUAUUGGACGGACUUCAAAAAGAGAAAGUUGCUUUAGUCUGGUCUCCUUCAGGCUGGAGUCAAACAACAUGAACUCCGCAUUUAGAUUACACCAAAUAUGUUUAUGAAAAAUAAACCGUCAUGGAUG
Messenger RNA from Hippocampus zosterae (dwarf seahorse), 2864 nucleotides. RefSeq names its product glycerol-3-phosphate acyltransferase 4 (gene gpat4). Gene Ontology annotation, biological process: triglyceride biosynthetic process. The record is from RefSeq and is a predicted model, not a curated record. Gene Ontology annotation, molecular function: glycerol-3-phosphate O-acyltransferase activity. Lineage: Eukaryota; Metazoa; Chordata; Actinopteri; Syngnathiformes; Syngnathidae. Gene Ontology annotation, cellular component: endoplasmic reticulum. The transcript is spliced from 13 exons. The coding region runs from base 513 to 1886 and encodes 457 amino acids.